This is a messenger RNA of Chaetomium strumarium, 7576 nucleotides long. Its product is annotated as armadillo-type protein. Bases 99 to 7436 code for a protein of 2445 amino acids. The record is from RefSeq and is a predicted model, not a curated record. Lineage: Eukaryota; Fungi; Ascomycota; Sordariomycetes; Sordariales; Chaetomiaceae. Gene Ontology annotation, molecular function: protein binding; protein-containing complex binding; protein serine/threonine kinase activity. The transcript is spliced from 6 exons. Gene Ontology annotation, biological process: negative regulation of macroautophagy; protein phosphorylation; TOR signaling. Gene Ontology annotation, cellular component: TORC2 complex; nucleus; TORC1 complex.
CCGACUAUGGGUCGUCGACCGCGGACCUAGCGCUCAAACGCUUGCACAGUGAUUAGCCGGUGCAUUGAGGAGUUUUGGAGGAGAGAAGGCUCGACAAGAUGUCGAUCAUCAAAGAUCAAGCGUCCAGUGCGCUGGACCAGUAUAUCAAAGAAGUUAGGAAUCGGAACUAUGCCGAAGAUCAACGCAAGCGCGCUGCGCGCCAGGUCCGAGAUCUGGUCAACAUUGCCAAACAAGAGAUGGGCACGGAGCAGUUCCAACGCUUCUUUGACACCGUCAACCAAAGGACCAUGGCCCUGAUUCAAUCUACGGAUACAUACGACAAGAUGGGCGGGGUCUAUAUCCUCGAUGCGUUGGUAGACUUCGAUGGGAUAGAGCCCGCGCUAAAGUAUAGUCGCUUUCAGCAGUACAUUGGCACCAUCCUGCGUGGAAAGGACCUCAAUCCCAUGCAACCUGCUGCCGUGGUCCUUGGAAAGCUAUGCAAGCCGGGCGGUUCUCUGAUCUCGGAGCUCGUGGAAGCCGAGGUCCACACCGCCCUUGAAUGGCUACAGUCGGAUCGCAUCGAGGAGCGGCGGUACAGCGCCGCUCUCGUCCUUCGCGAGUUGGCGAGGAAUGCGCCCACUCUGAUGUACCCCUACGUCGGCUUCAUCUUCGACCAGAUUUGGAUCGGGCUGCGGGACCCUCGGCAUUUGAUCCGCGCCACAUCGAGCGAGACUGUCAGCGCUUGCUUCAAGAUCAUCCGAGAGCGAGACCAAGAGAUGAAGCAGGAAUGGAUGGACAAGAUGUGGACUGAAGCAGUCAGGGGCCUUAAGACGAGUACUAUCGAAUCCAUCCACGCCUCGCUCCUCGUGAUCAAGGAGCUCCUCGAGCAGGGCGGCAUGUACAUGCAAGGCCACUACCAGGAGGCUUGUGAGAUUGUUUUCCGCCAUAAGGAUGCACGAGACCCGGCCAUCCGUAAGACUGUUGUCUUCCUCAUCCCGGAUCUGGCCAACUAUGCGCCAACGGAGUUUAGCGCGACAUACCUGCACAAGUUCAUGGUCUAUCUCUCAGGCAUGCUCAAAAAGGAGAAGGAGCGGAACGAUGCGUUUCUUGCCAUUGGCAACAUUGCCAACUCGGUCAAGAGCUCCAUCGCCCCGUAUCUCGACGGUGUGCUGAUCUAUGUCCGCGAAGGUCUCAGCGUACAGUCCCGCAAGCGGGGCUCGGUCGAUCCCGUCUUCGACUGCAUCAGCCGGCUCGCCGUGGCGGUAGGCCAAACGUUGAGCAAGUACAUGGAGGCUCUGUUAGACCCCAUCUUUUCCUGCGAGCUCACACCCAAGCUGACACAAGCCCUGGUCGAUAUGGCUUUCUACAUUCCACCUGUGAAGGGGACCAUUCAAGAACGAUUGCUCAACAUGCUCAGCAAGGUUCUGUGUGGCGAGCCCUUCCGGCCGCUUGGGGCACCCCAUCCAAACCCGAUCCCUUCCAUUCCACCCAUUCCCAGAGACUCCAAGGACCCGGCGGUGCACGAGCGGGGCAAAGCCGAGGUGAAGCUCGCAUUGAACACGCUCGGCAGCUUUGACUUCUCGGGCCACGUUCUGAACGAGUUCGUUCGAGAUGUUGCCAUCAAAUAUGUAGAGGACGACGACCCCGAGAUACGCGAGGCCGCCGCCCUUACCUGCUGCCAGCUUUACGUUCGCGAUCCGAUCGUGAACCAGACUAGUUACCACGCCUUGCAGGUAGUGGCUGAUGUUGUCGAGAAGCUGUUGACUGUGGGGGUUUCAGACCCUGAGCCCAAGAUCCGCAGGACAGUCCUCGCCGCCCUCGACGAACGGUUCGAUCAACAUUUGGCCAAGGCCGAGAACAUUCGCACUCUCUUCUUCGCCCUUCACGACGAGCAGUUUGCGGUGAGGGAAGUCGCCGUGUCGAUCAUCGGCCGGCUAGCCCGCCAUAACCCUGCCUAUGUCAUCCCUCAGCUACGCAAGACGAUUAUCCAGAUGUUGACCGAGCUCGAGUACACCGACGUGGCAAGGAGCAAGGAGGAGAGCUCAAAGCUGCUCAGCCUCCUCACGCAGCACGCCCAGGAUCUCGUCAAGCCCUACGUCAGCUCCAUCACCGAAGUCCUCCUGCCCAAGGCUUCCGACCCCAUCCCUACGGUCGCUGCUACCGUCUUGGAGGCUAUUGGCGAGCUGUGCACGGUUGGCGGUGCAGAAAUGCUCGCUUACAAGGACACUCUCAUGCCCAUCGUCAUUGACGCCUUACAGGAUCAGAGCGCCCCAAUUAAACGUGAAGCAGCCCUUCACACCCUCGGUCAACUGGCCAGUAACGCUGGCUAUGUAAUCAAGCCCUAUAUCGAGUAUCCGCAAUUGCUGGAGAUCUUGCAGUCCAUCAUACGGGGUGAGCCUCAGCACGGCCCACUACGACAGGAAACGAUCAAGCUCAUGGGGAUCCUGGGAGCGCUGGAUCCUUACAAAUAUCAGGUCGAAGAACGAACACCGCAAACCCAACGACGUCCUGAGGCCACGCCGCAAACCGAUGUGUCCCUCAUGAUGGGCGGUCUUACACCGUCGCAGGAAGACUACUACCCCACGGUCGCUAUCAACGCGCUACUCCAGAUCUUGAAAGACCAGUCCUUGCUCCAAUGGCAUGGCAAUGUGGUGGAUGCCAUCAUGAGUAUCUUCAUCACAUUGGGGCUUAAGUGCGUUCAGUUCCUUGAUCGGGUCGUGCCCGCCUUCAUUUCCGUCAUCCGGGCGUCAAGCCCGGCGCGACUCGACUACUACUUCAACCAUCUGAGCAGGCUCGUCGGGAUCGUGCGGCAGCACAUCCGCGUCUACCUGCGGGACAUCAUUGAGGUUCUGCAAGAGUUUUGGAACACGACCUCGUCUCUGCAGACGACCAUUAUGGCGCUCAUCGAAUCCAUUGCCCGCUCGCUGGAGGGCGAGUUCAAGAUCUACCUUGCAGAUUUGCUCCCGUUGAUGCUUGGGGUGCUGGAGAAGGACACGAGCACGAAGCGGCAGCCGACGGAGAAGAUUUUCCACGCCUUCCUGGUCUUCGGCUCCAGCGCGGAGGAGUACAUGCACCUCAUCAUUCCCGUCCUCGUGCGACUAUUCGACAACGCGGCGCAGCCCAUGUUUUUGCGGAAGUCGGCCAUCGAGACGAUUGGAAAGCUGUCCAGCAUGGUGAACCUGAACGACUAUGCAUCCAAAAUCAUCCACCCUCUAACUAGAGUCCUCGCCAGCCAAGAACCCAGUCUCAGGGUGGCCGCACUUGACACCCUCUGCGCGCUCAUGCUGCAGCUGGGACGUGACUACCUGCAUUUCGAGCACACCGUCGACAAGGCCAUCACCAUGUAUGGGAUUCAGCACUCCAAUUACGAGAAGGCCGUCGAGAAGCUUAAGAAGGGAGAGGCCCUUCCUCCAAACCUGGCCCCUCGGUUUGAGGACAACGCGGUGGAGCCGUAUACAUCCGAGAACAACCCGCCAAAGAAGCUGGACCUGAAUCCUGUGCACUUGAGAACAGCAUGGGAGACGAAGGGCAAGGCAACCAAGGAUGACUGGCAUGAAUGGUUCCGCAAGUUCAGCACCACACUGCUGUCCGAGUCGCCAAACCACUCGCUCCGCGCCUGCGCGAGCCUAGCAAGCAACUAUCAGCCUCUAGCAAGAGAGCUUUUCAACUCAGCCUUUGUCUCGUGUUGGAGCGAGCUGUACGACUCAUACCAGGAAGAGCUGAUCACAAACAUCGAAAACACCAUCAAGUCGGAGAAUGUCCCGCCUGACCUUUUGGGCCAGCUGCUCAACCUCGCAGAGUUCAUGGAGCACGACGACAAGGCUCUUCCCAUCGACAUUCGUGUUCUGGGACGUGAGGCUGCGCGGUGCCACGCUUAUGCCAAGGCUCUCCACUAUAAGGAGCUUGAGUUCCUACAAGACCACAACAGUCACGCAGUGGAAGCACUCAUUGUCAUCAACAACCACCUGCAGCAAUCAGAUGCCGCCAUCGGAAUUCUACGCAAGGUCAAGGGUUACAAGGACGGGAUCCAACUGCGGGAGAGCUGGUUCGAGAAACUAGAACGCUGGGAUGAAGCUCUCAAUUUCUAUUGUCAGAGAGAACGAGAACUCCCAGAAGAUCAACCCACGCCAGUCGACAUUGUGAUGGGCAAGAUGCGCUGCUACCAUGCGUUGGGAGAGUGGGACUCGCUAGCCUCUCUGGCCGGCAAGACUUGGGCCAACUCGGGUCCGGAAAUCCAGCGGAGGAUCGCACCCUUGGCAACCACGGCAGCAUGGGGCCUCGGAAAAUGGGACUCGAUGGACAUCUACUUGCAGUCAAUGAAGCGCUUCUCACCCGACCGUGCUUUCUUCGGCGCGAUCCUCGCUCUGCACCGGAACCAGUUCCGGGAAGCCUUGGCCUGCAUUGAGCAGGCCCGGGAAGGGCUCGACACGGAACUCAGCGCUCUGGUCAGCGAAUCUUACAAUCGGGCCUAUCAAGUCGUUGUGAGAGUCCAGAUGCUUGCUGAGCUUGAGGAGCUCAUAGUCUACAAACAGUGUGGCCCUGAGAAGCGCGCCACCUUGCGUGCGACUUGGGAGACUCGUCUCAAAGGUUGCCAGCGCAACGUCGAGGUCUGGCAGCGGAUGCUCCGGCUGAGGUCCCUAGUGCUCACUCCGCAGGAGAACAUGCACAUGUGGACCAAGUUCGCCAACUUGUGCCGCAAGUCCGGGCGGAUGGGCCUCGCUGAGAAGUCACUGAAGUUGCUUAUUGACACCGACUCGCCACUGGAAUCCGUCAUACCGUACUGGUUCGAACAGCCAGCCAGCCCCGGUCUCGAACGGAUUGCUUCUCCAAUCGUCUACGCAGUGCUCAAGUUCCAAUGGGAAAUGGGUCAGCAGCCGGGCGUCCGGAGCUCGGACCGCGGGAUCGCUGAGAGGACGCUCUACUGCCUUCGCAGGUUCACGGAAGAGAUGGCGCGCCGUGUGGAGAGCGCGAGGUUGCAGCUGAAUGCUUCCGUGCAGGCCACGAACGGCAUGGGAGACGGGCUAAGCCACCCAAGGUACGCCGACUUGGACGAAAGUGCGGUCUUAGGCCCAGAGGCACAACGUCAAUGGCUUGAACAGACUGUGCUGCUAGCAAAGUGCUAUCUCCGCCAAGGAGAUUGGAUAAUCACGCUGAACAAGGACGACUGGCAACACACGCGGCGCCAAGAUAUUCUUGACUGCUACUCGAAGGCUACUCACUACAAUCCUCGAUGGUACAAGGCGUGGCAUGCCUGGGCUCUCGCCAAUUUCGAGGUGGUCGAGGCCCUGGCGUCCAAGAGGGAGUCGGAAGGCCGGUCGGAGCAUAGCAUCAUCGUUCACCACGUCGUCCCAGCGGUGCAUGGCUUCUUCGAGUCCAUUGCCCUCUCGUCCGGCAGUUCUUUGCAAGACACCCUUCGCUUACUUACCUUGUGGCUGACCUAUGGCGGCUACCAAGAGGUUAUCACCGCUGUCACGGACGGCUUUGCCCACGUCAGCGUCGACACCUGGCUCGAAGUCAUACCCCAGCUCAUUGCUCGCAUCAAUCAGCCCAACAGGCGGGUUCAGGCUUCGAUCCACGCCCUGUUAUCCGACGUCGGACGCGCACACCCCCAGGCGCUUGUGUAUCCGCUGACAGUGGCGAUGAAGUCGCGACAAAGCACGCGGAGAUCCAAGACUGCCAGUUUGAUCAUGGAGAGCAUGCGACAACACAGUCCCAAGCUUGUGGAGCAGGCCGAUAUCGUGAGCCGCGAGCUUAUCAGGGUUGCGGUUCUGUGGCACGAACUCUGGCACGAGGGGCUCGAGGAGGCUUCCCGGCUCUAUUUUGGCGACCACAAUAUCCAGGGCAUGUUCGAUGUGCUUGAGCCCCUUCACGAUUUGCUCGAGAAAGGCCCACAGACGCUCCGGGAGAUCUCCUUUGCGCAAACAUUCGGGAGGGACUUAGGCGAGGCUCGCGAGUGGUGCCGCCAGUAUCGGCACUCCCAAGAUGUCAACGACAUUAGUCAGGCCUGGGAUCUGUACUACCAGGUCUUCCGGCGCAUUAGCCGGCAGCUUCCUCAGAUGACCAGCUUGGAGCUGACGUAUUGCUCGCCCGAUCUGCUCCGGGCGGAGAACCUCGAGCUUGCAGUACCUGGCACAUACCGCAGCGGUCAGGAAAUCGUCAGGAUCACGAGAUUCAAUGGCACCUUCAACGUGAUCAGCUCAAAACAGCGUCCAAGAAAGCUCGACAUUGUUGGGAGCGAUGGUAAAACAUACACCUUCUUGCUCAAAGGCCACGAAGACAUCCGGCAGGACGAGAGGGUCAUGCAGCUCUUCGGACUGUGCAACACCCUGCUCGCCAACGAUUCCGAAUGCUACAAGCGACAUCUCAACAUCCAGCGAUAUCCAGCGAUCCCGCUAUCGCAAAACUCGGGUCUCCUGGGCUGGGUGCCAAACAGCGACACAGUUCACCAGCUGAUCCGGGAGUACAGGGAGUCCAGAAAGAUCCUCCUCAACAUUGAGCACAGAAUCAUGUUGCAGAUGGCUCCGGACUACGACAACCUGACGCUUAUGCAGAAGGUUGAGGUGUUUAGCUAUGCGCUGGACAACACCACGGGCCAGGACCUAUACCGCGUUCUCUGGCUCAAGAGCAAGAGCUCCGAGGCUUGGUUGGACAGGAGAACGAACUACACGCGCUCCCUCGGCGUCAUGUCCAUGGUUGGAUACAUCCUAGGUCUAGGCGACAGGCACCCUAGUAAUCUGAUGCUCGACCGGGUCACUGGCAAGAUCAUCCACAUCGACUUUGGCGACUGCUUUGAGGUGGCGAUGAAGCGGGAGAAGUAUCCGGAACGCGUGCCCUUCCGACUCACACGCAUGCUCACCUAUGCCAUGGAGGUUAGCAACAUUGAGGGCAGCUUCCGCACAACGUGUGAGCAUGUGAUGAGGGUUCUCCGUGACAACAAGGAGAGCGUGAUGGCCGUCUUGGAAGCCUUCAUCCACGAUCCACUGCUCACCUGGCGCCUCACCAACCCUGCCAGCCCACCGGGUCCCCAUUUCAACUCGGAACGGGAACAAGCAAUUGCCGGGCCGCAAGCAGGGCGCGCUCGCCGGCCUUCAAUCCUCGACGCUCCGGUCGCUCCCACCGAAUUCCUCGCCGCUCAGGCCGGAGGUGUGGAUAGCAUGAUAGGCGCUCCUCCGGGUGCCCGCGGUCGCGCACGUACCAAUUCCUCAGCCGCACCCAUGGGCAGCAUGGUCAACGGCAACGUCAACGGCAAUGGUGCGAACGGUGCUCCCGAAAUGGCCGAGGUACAAAACGCUCGAGCGGUCGAGGUUCUCGACCGUGUCUCACAGAAACUUACUGGCCGAGACUUCAAAGCCGAGGACGAGCUCAGCGUCACCGAUCAGGUGAACAAGCUUAUUAUCGAGGCUACCGCACUCGAGAACCUCUGCCAGCACUACAUCGGAUGGUGCAGCUUUUGGUGAGGAUCAGCUUUGUAUGCACACUGCAUGUGAGCUGUACUGUCUAGACAAUUAAUUGGUGGGUUUUGGGCGGCGGAGGAGAUUGGUGGCUUUUAUUUUCCCGUUAUUCUUCGCAAGGCUUAUUCUCCAGGCGCCACUCGUGG